CUAACCAGUUUCAGGGUCGACCUCCAGUUGUACAGGGGUGAUCCGGUACUCCUAUCCUCUUCCUUUCUGUCCUUCUCCUUCCCGAGGAGGUUUUUAUUCCUCCUCUCUUGUACUCCCUCUCUUUUUUGGAUCCCCCUAUGCCUAAACUCUCAUUAUCAUCUUUUCCAUCCCUUUGAUCUUCUUUUCUUCCUCAAAAUCUGAAGAUUUUACCAUUCGUGCUGGAGCUUGUCUUUCUACCUCAUCCACCCUGCUACUCCUCAUCCCUUUUUCCCCUCUACAUCUGGAUCACUGGGUUCUAACAGCUGAUCAACCAAACAACCAACAGGCAAGUCAACUGCAGGGGAAAAAGCCAACCAACAAGAAAGUAUGACAGACAAACCAGGCAUGCCAACGGGUGGUGGAGAUGAUGCGGGAGGCAUCAUGGCGCUGCUGGAGCGUGUGGCAGGCCUCAUGGACAGUGUCCAGACCACGCAGCAGCGCAUGGAAGAGCGUCAGCUGGAGCUGGAGAACACGGUAAAGACCAUUCAGACAGACAUCAUCAAGCUGACUAGCAACCACGCCACCACCAGUUCCACCGUUGACCGGUUGCUGGAGAAGACACGCAAGGUCAGCCGCCACAUCAAGGAUGUCAGGGUCCGUGUGGAGAACCAGAACAUCAGGGUGAAGCGGCAUGAAGAAACGUGUAUGGAAUCAUUACAUUCUUGGGUUCACACUCUGUUCUGUGUUCUCCUCCCUCAGGGUGACCAGGAGUUGAAGGCCAUCACACCAGGCAAUGAGCCAGCAGAACCUAGUGGCAGCUCCACCGCCAGAGCUGAGGUGGAACCGGACAAGUUUGAGCUCCCUCCAGAGUCAGAUGAAGAGUAUAUGGUGGUGGAGGAGGCAGACUCCACAGCGGCCGGGCGAUUGAAGAAGACAGGGCUGACGCGCAUCGAGAGCUUCAAAGCCACCUUCUCCAAGGAGAACAUGACCAAGACCCGCGAGAACCUUGGCACCAAGGUGAACAAGUUUGGUGAGCGCAUCGUGACGGCCGAGAGGCGUGAGAAGAUCCGCCAGUCUGGCGAGAGGCUGAAGCAGUCGGGCGAGAGGCUGAAGGAGACCAUCACCAAGAGCGUCCCGGCCAAGCUCAACCUGAAGAAGGAGAGGACUGUGGCAGAGGGCCAGGAAGGAGCUGAGGGUGCCACGGAGGGAGCUGCGCCCGUCCCUCCUCCCAAGGGUCGCAAGGGCAGCCCAGAUGCCGCUGAGGCAGCUGAUGAUGAGGGUAAGGCGGAGGAGUCUGAGGUGCCGAUGUACGACAUGAAGCAGCUGUCCUAAACCGUGACACAGUGACAAGAUCUGCACCAUUUUCUUUGGACCACUGAGACCGCAUAGAGGGAGUGAGAGAAAGUUUUAGGUUGCUGGUAAUAAGCAGAGCUGUAAGAGCACCAAUAAUGAAGAAAAACAUUUGUUUGAACGUUGUUGAAGGAAGUGAGCAGAGAACAGGCCGGUCACAGAUCCAAUCUGACUGAACAUUAAGACAACAAGCAAACAGAGCCCUGAAAUCACUGAGGUCAUUUCACAUGCUGUCGAGUCUGUUCUGGACAUUUAUUAUCAAAUCAGCAAAUAUACAUAUGGUCUUUUGUUUUGUGUUCAAUAAACACUGACUUUGGGAAAUUAAAGAACAAAGUGUUCAGAACUUUUCCCAUCAUCACGCCACUGCUGUUCACUUGUUUUUGCAUGUUAAUGAGGUUGAAAUGUUGGAUGUUAAAGCUGUAACAGGGUUAUAAUACAUUGGGUAAUGUAGAAGGGAAAAAAGAGAUUAAGAGUAUUAAUGCUCAGUAGAGCAAUAAUUAAUGCUCAGUAGAGCAAUAAUUUAAGUUAAAAGGUGAAAAACUCUGUCGCUGAAGAUCAUCUUGAAUAAACUGGAUUUAACAGUGAGAAUAAACAAGUGUGUGUUUGGAGGCAGUGAUCAGGAUGGAGGCUGUUUGUUUCUGUAGAGGUCUUCACAUGUCCAAAGGUUUGGACGCUCCCAGAUUCAAGUCCUGGGUUGGGUCUUGGUCACUAGAGGACCUGUAAAGACCUCUAGUUUGUGUAAGUGGAAAAUGUAUCAACAACUUUGAUAGUUCUGCCAGCUAAGAGCAGAUUUUAAGUCCAGGUAAAGUAAAAAUAAAUGUGAGUUUGUCACACCACAGAAAAAUGUGUUAUUAACCACCCAGCCAAAUUUGAAUGAUUAAAAAAUCGCAAGUGUAUAAUAUUAGGUUUUGAAAUUGUUGAAAGAUUAGCAGGAUUUUCUGCUCUGAGACACCGAAGGAGCUGAAAAGCCAUGCAGCUACAGACUCUCCUUAGCAGCUAACCCAGUAGCCUAUCACAGUAACAUACACACCCGAGCUUCAGAAAAAGCCACCGCAGAGCUACAGUGUCUUAUUAGCAGCUAACCCAGUAGCAUAAAGCUACAUACAGCCCCGGGCUUAAGAACGAGCCGUCACACAGCUACAGACUCUCUUUAGCAGCUAACCCAGUAGCACAAUGCUACACAUACCCCUGAGCUGAAGAAUGAGUUGCCACACAGCUACAGACUCCCGUUAGCGGCUAACUCAGUGGCAUAAGGCUACACACACCCCAGAGCUAAAGAACAAGCCACUGUGCAGCACCAGUCUCUUGUUAGCGGCUAACACAGUAACACCAAACUACACACACCCCGGAGCUAAAGAAUGAGCCACCUAGCAGUGACAGACUCUUUUGGCACCUAACUCAGUCACACACACAGUCUGAUAGCACACCACACACACCCUGAGUCAGUGCACAAUGACAGCCUCUUGUUCAGCAGCUAAUGUUAGCACAAGUCUCACACCCACAGGAGCGAGCAGUAACUGUAGCCGAUUUAGUCUGAGAGACUGAAAGGUUUGUUAGUGACAGCUGUUCAGCUUGUGUAUGACUCUGGCAUUUAACAGAGAUGUUUAUUCAUGUAUUUAUUGGACUGAAAGAGCUCAGAGAGCUCGUGGGAUGUAGCAAACUCACCAGGGGGCGAACGAAACAACACUGAUAAUACGACCUCUAAUGUCGGCAGUAAAGUAGUAUUUAUAUAGUAGGGGAGGGUUAUGUUCAGGAUGCCUCCAGUGUGUCAUCGAGCAGGCUCUUAGGCCCACUCAAACAAUUCUGGACACAGAAAUGAUGAUAAACAGUUUAACUGCACAGUUCAGUACUACACGGCUCAGUCUUUUCACAUUUUCAACAAGUAUUUUCUAACAUGUGUAAUGUGUUUUGAAAGAAAUCACUGAUUUAGCUUUACCCAGACUUUAAAGUGAGUAAGACCUUAAGAGCUGUGUUUAACAGAAUUCUUACUGACACAGAAAGUAAAACAGUAAACACGCAGAUCCCUGAAAGCGGUUAAAAAUAAAAAACAAACAAACAAAAACUUGUCCUUUACCAUUAAGUCUUUACCACAUUUACAUCAGUAAAAUACUUCUAAGACCGGGUCAUGAAGUCCAGGUUUAAAAGCCUUUAAUAACUGAUUGAUUAAUAAACAUCUAAAUAAUAGAUUAAAGCUCAAGUGUGUAGGAUUUAGGGGGACAUAUUGGCAGAAAUGGGAUAUAAUCAGUGUGUUUUCUUUAGGGUAUAAGCACCUGAAAAUAAGAAUCAUUCAUUACCUUAGAAUGAGCUAGAAUAGAAUAGCUACAAAGGGAACAAGUCUUUGUCUACAGACAUCACCAUGUUGCACCGCCAGGUUUCUACAGUAGCCCAGAACAAACAAACCAAACACUGGCUCUAGAUAGGGACAUUUGGGUUUUUGUGUCGGCCACUGUAGUUCUCCUACAUGCUUGGCACACAGUAGAAGUUUCAGUUCUGCAACCUCACAGUUAGAUACCACUAAAUCCUGCACACUGGACCUUUAAGUCAUAUAUAAAAUGUGUACUGUAUAAAGUUUUAGUGUGCUAGUGUUACACAUGUGUGAAAUCAGUCUUGUCACUAUAGCAUUAAGCUAGUGACAAAAGUGAAAAAUUACCUUGGAGAUAAGAUUUAUUUCGGUGGAAAUUAACUUUUUGUGUAAACAGGAAAAAAAAUUUUUUUUUUUUGAGAAGUUCUAUUUUGAAGGAGUCUCAAACAACCAGCCUGAGCCAGAUUCGGCCUGAGAGACAAUUUCAUAAGGUCCCCUCCCCAUUUCAAUUUCCCCUUGUAUUUUAAAGUUAAUUUUAGAGCCUCAGACUGGCUUUGUAUUUUACAUCGCUAACUUUUCAACAUUAACACUUUGGCACAUCAAGCUGAAAAAAUAAAGCUGUUGUCUUAUGAGGUUUUCAACACUGUUGUUGAUGUUUAUCCUGUAAGCAAACCUUGUAACUCUAAUGUUCUGUCAGUAUUUUGACAGUAUUGUUAGCGUUGUUAGGGUUUGUUACUGAGUGACUGCAUGGCUGUAGUUUGUCAGAGGUAUCACAUUAAAGCAGGUUUGUGUUUGAUUGUCAUGUUGAGAAAAUAAAAGUUCACUUGAGUCAUUUCUGUAAA
This is a messenger RNA of Epinephelus fuscoguttatus (brown-marbled grouper), 4473 nucleotides long. It is a transcript of the gene cavin4b, whose product is annotated as caveolae associated protein 4b. Gene Ontology annotation, biological process: regulation of gene expression. Lineage: Eukaryota; Metazoa; Chordata; Actinopteri; Perciformes; Serranidae. The transcript has 3 exons. The coding region runs from base 367 to 1311 and encodes 314 amino acids. The record is from RefSeq and is a predicted model, not a curated record. Gene Ontology annotation, cellular component: cytoplasm; caveola.